AUGGCCUUCAGGGCAAAGGUGGAUGUGAGGAUGACUGGCCCCUGGCUCUGCCUGCACAGGGCACGGACACUGGGCAGCAGAGCCGCUCUGGCACCCAAGGCAGUGCGGCCCUUUGAAGCCAUUCCCCAGCAUCCUGGCAACAAGUAUCUGAGGCUGCUGCAGAUCUGGAAGGAGCGCGGCCGUGAGAACUUUCACCUGGAGACGCAUCAGACCUUCCAGGAGCUGGGGCCCAUUUUCAGAGAUGACAUGGGAGGAACACGAAGGGUGGUCGUGAAGCUGCCGGAGGACGUGGAGAGGCUGCAGCAGGUGGAAGGCCUGCACCCUCGCCGGAAUGUUCCGGAACCAUGGCUGGCCUACAGACAGCAUCAUGGGCACACAUGUGGCGUGUUCUUGCUGAAUGGGCCGGAAUGGCGCUCCGACCGACUGCGGGUGAACCCAGAUGUGCUGUCACCACAAGCCGUCCAGAAGUACAUCCCCAUGCUGGAUGUGGUGGCAAGGGACUUCUCAAUGGCCCUGAAGAAGAAGGUGCUACAGAAUGCCCGGAGGAGCCUGACCCUGGACAUCCAGCCCAGUAUCUUCUACUACACUGUAGAAGCCGGCAACUUAGCUCUUUUUGGAGAGCGGUUGGACCUCUUUGGCCAUAAUCCAAGCUCUGCCAGCCUGAACUUCAUCCACGCCCUGAGGGCCAUGCUCAGAUCCACCGUACAGCUCAUGUUCAUGCCCAGGAGCCUGUCCCGCUGGACUUGCAGCAAGGUGUGGAAGGAGCACUUUGAGGCCUGGGACUACAUCUUCCAGUAUGCCAGCAAUUGCAUCCAGAAAAUCUAUCAGGAGCUGAAGGUCAAUAGCCCUGAGCACUACAGCGGCAUCGUGGCAGAACUGCUGUUGCACGCAGACUUGUCACUAGAUGCCAUCAAGGCCAAUGCUAUUGAACUCACAGCGGGGAGCGUGGACACGGUCAGCACCCAGCCCUCCCCAUCCAGUGUGAAGCCCGCCCUGACUCCCAGGCAGUGGCUUCAACACCAAAUGUCACCAUGUGCCCCAUGGUCACUCUGUGCCUCCCAGGCUCCUGCCAUCCUCAGACCCUCCCUGCUGGUCUCCACUCCCAGGCUCUACCCUGUGGGUAUUUUUCUGGAGCGACUCGUGAGCUCAGACUUGGUGCUGCAGAACUACCACAUCCCGGCAGGGACAUUGGUCCAGGUGUUCCUCUACGCACUGGGUCGCAACCCCGCCUUGUUCCCGAGGCCUGAGCGCUAUAACCCCCAGCGCUGGAUAGAGAGCAGGGUCCCCAGCAGGAGCUUCCACCACCUGGCCUUUGGCUUUGGCAUGCGGCAGUGCCUGGGGCGGCGCCUGGCAGAGGUGGAGAUGCUGCUCCUGCUGCACCACGUGCUGAAAACCUUCCUGGUGGACAUAAUAGCCAAAGAGGAUGUGAAGAUGGUCUACCGCUUCAUAUUGACGCCCUCUGCCUUGCCCCUCUUUACAUUCAGGACCAUUAACUAG
This is a messenger RNA of Galeopterus variegatus (Sunda flying lemur), 1497 nucleotides long. RefSeq names its product cytochrome P450 11B2, mitochondrial-like. Gene Ontology annotation, molecular function: heme binding; iron ion binding; steroid 11-beta-monooxygenase activity. The transcript is spliced from 8 exons. The record is from RefSeq and is a predicted model, not a curated record. The coding region runs from base 1 to 1497 and encodes 498 amino acids. Gene Ontology annotation, biological process: cortisol metabolic process; aldosterone biosynthetic process; cellular response to peptide hormone stimulus. Gene Ontology annotation, cellular component: mitochondrial inner membrane; mitochondrion. Lineage: Eukaryota; Metazoa; Chordata; Mammalia; Dermoptera; Cynocephalidae.